Cucumis sativus (cucumber) is the source of this 1011-nucleotide messenger RNA. Its product is annotated as gibberellin 2-beta-dioxygenase-like. The transcript is spliced from 3 exons. Gene Ontology annotation, biological process: gibberellin catabolic process; response to light stimulus. The coding region runs from base 1 to 1011 and encodes 336 amino acids. NCBI's taxonomy places the organism in Eukaryota, Viridiplantae, Streptophyta, Magnoliopsida, Cucurbitales, Cucurbitaceae. The record is from RefSeq and is marked provisional.
AUGGUUGUUCAAUCUCAACUCGUGUUCGACCAUUUUGCUCCCAUCAAAUCCUGUAAACGCACUGCUCUGUUCACCGGAAUUCCGGUGAUCAACCUCAAAGACCCAGAAGCCAAAAUCCAAAUCGUCAAAGCCUGUGAAGAUUUCGGCUUCUUCAAGCUCGUCAACCAUGGCGUCUCCGACGAACUUAUCGCUGCUCUCGAAUCCCAAACUCUAAAAUUCUUCCAUCUCCCUCAAUCGGAGAAGGAAAAAGCAGGGCCACCCGACCCAUUUGGAUACGGCAGCAAAAGAAUUGGCCCAAACGGCGAUGUGGGUUGGAUUGAAUAUCUUCUCCUCAAUACAAAUCCCCAACUCAUUUCCCAAAAAUCUAUCUCCAUUUUCCAUGAAAAUCCCGAGAUUUUCCGGUGCUUGGUUGAAGAAUAUAUAUCAGCAAUGAAGGAGAUGGCUUGCCAAGUGCUGGAAUUAAUGGCAGAAGGGUUAAAGAUUGAGAAAAGUGCUUUGAGUAAGCUGUUGAAAGAUGAAAGAAGUGAUUGUUGUUUUAGGUUAAACCAUUAUCCGCCAUGCCCGGAACUUGAAGCUUUGAGUGGAAGGAAUUUGAUUGGGUUUGGGGAACAUACAGACCCACAGAUAAUAUCUGUGUUGAGAUCAAAUAAUACUACAGGACUUCAUAUUUGUUUAAGAGAUGGGAAUUGGGUUUCAGUUCCUCCUGAUCACACUUCCUUCUUCAUCAAUGUUGGUGAUUCAUUACAGGUGAUGACUAAUGGGAGGUUUAAGAGUGUAAAGCACAAGGUUUUAGCAGAUCCAAUAAAAUCAAGGUUUUCAAUGAUCUACUUUGGUGGGCCACCAUUGAAUGAAAAGAUUGCACCUUUACCAUCACUAUUGGAGGAAGGAGAGAAAAGUUUGUAUAGAGAAUUCACAUGGUGGGAUUACAAAAGCUCAGCUUAUAAAUCAAGACUUGCUGAUUGUAGGCUAACCCCUUUUGAGAUCAAAAAUCUCACCCCUUUGCUGACCUAA